AUGUCCUUCGCAGUUGAUAUUGCUAAGGAAUUGGGCGUUCGCGUAAUUACGUUUUGGGCCUUCAGUCCUUGCUGCUUGUGGCCUUUUCUCUGCCUCCCGAAGCUCAUUGAGGAAGGUCAGCUCCCUGUAGGAGGUGAGGAUGACGAUAUGGAUCGGAUGAUCAAAGGCGUGCCAGGUAUAGAAGGCCUUUUGCGACGUCGAGAUUUACCCAGUAUUUGUAGACGACAAUUGGAUAGCCCCAUCUUUCAAUUCUACGUCGAGCAGAUCAAGGCCAUGACUCAAACUUCAGCUCUCAUACUCAACACCUUUGACCGCCUCGAAGAUCCCACUCUCUCUUACAUCGCCCCUCUCUUUUCUAAAAUUUACACAAUUGGACCUCUCACUGCUCUUCUGACAUCCCAUAUUGAACAUGACAUUUUACCGUCUUUAUCGUCCUUUAAUAAUUUAUGCGAAGCGGACCGCAGUUGCAUGACCUGGCUCGAUUCACAAUCGUUAAGAUCCGUUGUUUACGUUAGCUUCGGCACCACGGGGUUGAUGAAACGUAGUCAGUUGUUGGAGUUUUGGCACGGCCUGGUCAACAGUGGCAAGCCGUUUUUAUGGGUUGUACGGCGUGAUGACAUUGAGGGUGCGGAAGCAGAGCACCCAAUACCAGAGGAGCUACAAGUGGGCACCAAAGAAAGGGGCUUUUUAGUGGAUUGGGCUCCACAAGAAGAAGUCUUGGCCCAUCAGGCGGUGGGUGGGUUUUUGACCCAUAAUGGCUGGAACUCAACCCUAGAGGGCAUUGUUGCUGGGGUCCCUAUGGUUUGUUGGCCCACACUCGCCGACCAGCAAAUUAAUAGCAGGUGGGUUAGUGAGGUAUGGAGAAUUGGCCUUGACAUGAAGGACACGUGUGAUAGAUCGACGAUUGAGAUGAUGAUAAGAGCAGUGAUGGAGGAGAGAAGGGAGGAAAUGAUGAGGUCAAUGGAUCGGAUUGUGAAAUUGGCUCAUGAUUGUGUUAACCAUGGUGGAUCUUCCUACCACAAUUUGGACAAGCUUAUUGAAGACAUAAAAGAAAUAUGAUUUACGACCUUAUUUUCCAUAAGUCUUAAUGCAUU
Molecule: messenger RNA, 1094 nt
Organism: Corylus avellana
Lineage: Eukaryota; Viridiplantae; Streptophyta; Magnoliopsida; Fagales; Betulaceae
Source: RefSeq, a predicted model, not a curated record